Molecule: messenger RNA, 2773 nt
Organism: Entelurus aequoreus (snake pipefish)
Lineage: Eukaryota; Metazoa; Chordata; Actinopteri; Syngnathiformes; Syngnathidae
Gene: mpp7a
Product: MAGUK p55 scaffold protein 7a
Exons: 20
Coding region: 313-2112 (599 amino acids)
Biological process (GO): protein localization to adherens junction
Cellular component (GO): plasma membrane; cell-cell junction
Molecular function (GO): protein binding
Source: RefSeq, a predicted model, not a curated record
AAAAAAGGUUUAUCCCGUCUGACCGAACGGUUUGAACUCUCGUUUGAGCAGCGAGAAGGCGAGUUAUGGAGCUCCGAAUCACACUUCUUUCUCAUGGAAACUAAACAUAAAAAGUGUUGACUAGCUUGGCUUUAACGGCACGGUGUGGAUAUUUGGAAACCAGCAAGACUCCGCUGGACGCCGACCUCAAAUGCGAUGUUUCCAUGGCUUAAAGCCUGUCCUGAAACGCGGUCGGUCUUCAGGGGAAGCUGCUGAGGAGCUAUCACCACACUGCAGUUCUCCACAGGCUUUGGGGAAGUCAUCAUCAGAGCCAUGCCGGCUCUGACCACUGGAGUGGGCCCUGAGCCAGGUCUGCAUGAGCUGCUGGCAGCGCUGCCUUCAAAACUGCAGCCUUGUGUCGGCCAGCCGGAGGACAAGACUUUCCUUCAGCACAUGUUCGGGGAGAAAAGCCUGCAGUCGUUGUUCAAGAUCCACGAAAGACUGCGGCAAUAUGAAGAGAGCAAACCCACACCCGUCUUGGACAGUGCGGCCAUGUUGCCGACUGAAUUGCUGAAGGAACUUCAAGGGAAGUCAGUUGGUGGAGAACUUAAAGAGCUCCUCAAGCUACUGGACACGCCUCAUUUAAAGAGUCUCCUGUGCGUCCACGACACGGUUGCACAGAAGUGCUACGACCCCGAACUACCUCCGCUGAUCUUGGGCCCACAGCAGGGUGAGGACUCUGUGAAGAUCAUAAGACUGGUUAAAAACAAGGAGCCUCUGGGGGCAACCAUAAAGCAGGACAACAACACAGGAGCCAUCCUGGUGGCCCGGGUCAUGAGAGGAGGGGCGGCAGACAGAAGUGGUCUCAUUCACGUCGGCGACGAACUGAAGGAGGUCAACGGCAUCCCUGUGGAUGACAAGAAACCAGAGGAAAUUAUUCGUAUUCUGGGUCAGUCACAAGGCGCCAUCACCUUCAAGGUCGUCCCCGCGGUCCAAGACGAACUUGCGACCAAGGAGCCAAAGAUGUUCGUGAAGGCGCUCUUCGACUACGAGCCGAAAGACGACAAGGCCAUCCCGUGUAAAGAAGCCGGACUGUCUUUCCAGAAGGGCUCCGUCCUUCAGAUCAUGAGCCAAGAUGAUGCAACGUGGUGGCAAGCCAGGCUUGAAGGGGACGUGAACCCCCGUGCUGGACUCAUCCCUUCCAAGCAGUUCCAGGAGAGGAGGUUUGCUUUGCGAAGCCCCGCUGCAGUGCACCCCACCCAGAGGUCCUCCAGCCGACGAUCAUAUGACGUGCCUGUAGAACCUGUGGAGGGAAUUGAAGAGGAUGCUGACUUUAUUAGCGGCUGCCGUUUAGUUGGGUUCAGAAGAAGCUUCCGUCUGAGCAGGAGAGACAAGAAGACCAACAAGUCAAUGUACGAGUGCAAAAAGAGCGAGAUUUACGACACGGCGGACAUGCCCACUUAUGAAGAGGUGACUUUGUACCGCAGGCAGAGCGCAGCCAAACACCGGCUGGUGAUCCUGAUUGGACCACCUGGAGUGGGCCUGAACGAGCUUAAAAGGAAACUUUUGAGUUGUGACCCUCAGCACUUCAGCGUGACCGUCCCACAUACCAGUCGGCCGAAGAGGAACCAGGAGAACGACGGCGUGGAGUAUCAUUUCAUCUCCAAGCAACUGUUUGGGACGGAUAUUCAGAACAAUAAGUUCAUCGAGUAUGGCGAGUACAAAGGCAAUUACUACGGGACGAGUUUAGACUCCAUUCGUUCGGUCCUCUCCAAGAACAGAGUGUGCCUGUUAGACGUCCAGCCUCACACGAUAAAGCACCUGCGGACGGCGGAGUUCAAACCCUUUGUGGUUUUCGUGAAGCCCCCGACGAUAGAUAGACUGAGGGAGACCAGAAAGGACGCCAAAGUCAUUUCAAGCAAGGAUGACAAGGGAGCCGCGAGGCCGUUUGCAGAGGAGGACUUUCAGGAGUUGGUGGCGACGGCCCAGACAAUGGAGGGGCAGUACGGUCACCUCUUUGAUAAGGUCGUCGUGAACGACGACCUCACGGAAGCGUUCGGCGAGCUGCGUUUGGCGCUCCAGCAGGUGGAGACGGACACUAACUGGAUUCCGGUCAGCUGGACUCACUCCUGAGGUCCGCAGCGCCCGUACAGAAGAACAAGGGAAUAUGCAGGGUUGUAUCGUUGCCAGGACCAGGCUCAGCUCCGAUUCAGUCUGGAUGGAUUCCAACAGCAGUUAGGAAUCCAAGCAGGUCUUUCCAGGAAGGAGCGAUCUCGAUCCUAGUCUGGGUUGCAACGUGGAAACCAAAAUCCCAGCACCAGGAGAAGAUCAGCAAUGGCAGCCAGAUACCUGUGUUGGUGUGUUUGCUGGUCACCUGACGGUACAUGGACACGUCUUUAAAAGAAGAAGGGAAGUCUUUUUGCCUUUUUUUUUUUUUAGUAUCGUUUACGUUUCUAUGCUUUCUUUCAGCGUCAAACAUUGUCUGGUACAGCUCUUUGAGGGUUUAAUUUUAUGAAAAAAGUAAUAUAUUUUCUAAUAUCUUCUAGUUUUUUAACCUUUUUAUAUACAGUACAUAUCUUCAUUUUGAGAGCAACUUCAUCCUGAUUGUAUUUUUACGCUAGAAUUGAGUUUGGCCAUGAUUUUUAUUUCCCCCCUGGGAUUGUAGCCACUUCUGACUGCUUCAUGAUUAUUGGUAGUUGAAUUUAAAAUUGUCGUUUUUUUUACUAAUUUGAUGUUGUACACAUGGGUCAAUUCGCAGUUUUCAGGUUUAUUAAAGCAGCUUGUCUUAAUCUGG